AUGGCUCUUCCAGACGCGGAUUUACACCCCGUCGCUACUGGCAAUCAUGGCCAGCUAGCUGAUGUCGCUUGGCAAGGCCUAGUACCCACGCUCGAAUUCGAAGGCAAACCGUUAUAUGAGUCGACGGUCAUUUGCGAAUUUCUCGAGGAGCAGUAUGCCAAUCAUGGCACACCACUUCUUCCACCAGAUGCUUUUGAAAGGGCACAGAUGCGGUUAUCCAUCGAGUACGUCACGACAAGAAUUGUUCGCAACUUCCAUCAAUUUCUUCAAUUUCAACCUAGCGAAACAGCUCCCUCCAUCGAGGGCAGCAAACAGACGUACCUUGACAGUUUGAAAGAACUUACCCGGAGGAUGGACGAGAGAGGACCGUUCUUCACCGGCAAACAGUUGCAGCUCAUUGAUAUUAUCGCCGCUCCUUGGGCUUUGAGAAAUUGGAUCUUCGAUCAUUUCAAAGGUGGCCUUGGCAUCCCACCAGAGGGAGAAGAUGGUCAAGACGAGGAGGUUUGGCAAAGAUAUAGGAUGUGGGAAGGUGCAGUCAGCCAGAGGAGAAGUUUGCAAGAGACCACAAGUGAGCGAGAGUAUUAUCUCCCGAUAUACCAGCGAUAG
This is a messenger RNA of Bacidia gigantensis, 606 nucleotides long. RefSeq lists its product as uncharacterized. The transcript has 2 exons. NCBI's taxonomy places the organism in Eukaryota, Fungi, Ascomycota, Lecanoromycetes, Lecanorales, Ramalinaceae. The record is from RefSeq and is a predicted model, not a curated record. Gene Ontology annotation, cellular component: cytoplasm. Bases 1 to 606 code for a protein of 201 amino acids.